GAUCCUCAACUCGAGUGUGGAGGCCAUCAUGGAGGCCAUAGGCCCCAAAGUGUUCGACAAGUUAUCCAUUUGGGAGAUCAUUCUGCAUAAGGCCACGCAGAGCCAAGAUUUCAAUGCCAUGGAUCUGGUGAUUCAGGACGUGGAGAACAUCCUCAUGGAAUUGAAGCUCCUCAUGAGCCAUUGCUUUGACCACGUGGAGCUCACCCGGCGCAAAACGCGAGCGAUCCUAAAUCAACCCAAAGUGGGCGUGAACAUCUCCAAGUUUCUGGCCAAUGCCAUCGAAGUGGAAAGCGGCUUUUGGCACCAAAAAGACCCGGACCACGUCACCUAUCGAAACGCGCUUGAGGUGGGACUGCUCAUUCCCUUGGUCUUGUCCGAUCCCUGGCAGCCAGUGGCACACGCCCGGACCAAUGAUAAAACCCCCGCCAAAAAGCGGACUCGUCGUCCCAGCUCAGUCGAUGAUGAUCCGGAAUAUGUGGCCCGCCGGCGAGUUCCGGGCCAGUCGACCAAACCCGCCAAGUGUGCCAAAUGUGGUAAGGAUUACGGCCCGGGAGAGAGCCACAAGACGCACAUGCCCCAGUGUCCAGCCGCAUUGAAGUACAAGAAAGUGGGCGCCUUCAUGUACUGUCGCUACGACCAUUGUCCCAAUCCAGAGAAGGCCUACAAACUACGUGAGGACAUCCUGCGGCACUUCGACGAGCAACAUUUUACCGAUGAAGCCCGUACCAUCCCCUGUACCUACGAUGGAUGCCCACAAAUGUUCGCCACGGUCACAUUGCGCAAUAUCCACAUCCGCCAGAGUCACGAGAAGUUGUUUGCUUGCCAUCAAUGUCCAAAACGUUUCUGGUCCGAGAAGAACCUAAACGAUCACAUCAAGAACAGCCACACGUUGAAGGAGAAUGGCGAGGCACCGGCCAAAGCCGUCGAGUUGUGCCGCAAAUGCGGCAAGAUGAUGGCCCGCACCUCGCUUAGCAAGCACGAAAGUCGGUGCACGGGUUACGCUUGUCCCAACCCUCAAUGGAAAGAAGUUGAUGGGGAGUUUUUCUGCACGGUGCACGACUGCCAUAUCAAACACGGCUUUACCAGUAUGUACGGUCUGCGGGUGCAUUUCUUCAAUUCGCAUUUGGACGAUGCCGAGAAGCAGUUUGAGUGUGAUCAUUGCGGGAAAAGAUAUGCCGACCGCAUCAUGUUCCGCAAACAUGUCAAGGCGGUCCACAUCAAACCUUAUUUAUGCAGCUUGUGCCCGGGUCGAUUCGGCAACAAGAGCCAAUUGGACGAGCACAAGAAGAUCCAUACGGGUGACAAACCGCACGCUUGUGAUCAGUGCGACUUCAAAUGUGCAAAGAAGUCCAACUUGAUCGACCACAAACAGAAAAAGCACAACGACUUAGCCGGACGGAACUUUCAUUGCGGCAUUUGCGGCAAGGUGUUCUUCACCUCUGGUCGGCUCACCAGUCAUUUCCGCAUCAUUCAUCAUGACGGGCUGAUGGUCGAAGGCACGCCCAAGAAAAAGAGCGUCAAACGCCGCCAGUGCUUGUCCAAGCGUGUAGUAUUAGUGAAUGGCCCCGAGAAGAACUUGAGCGGACAAGCCGAGCAGGAUAUGGCCGUUGAUUUCCUGAUGAGUCAAGACCAGGCUGAUGAAUUCCUGUAGAUGCUCGUUUUCUUGAACGUCCUAACGACCAAUGUAGUGGGGUUUGGGUGUUCCCUUUCUAAUUGCGCUCUUAGUUAAAAAACCAAUCUGAUUCGAA
Molecule: messenger RNA, 1748 nt
Organism: Tigriopus californicus
Lineage: Eukaryota; Metazoa; Arthropoda; Copepoda; Harpacticoida; Harpacticidae
Product: zinc finger protein 675-like
Biological process (GO): regulation of transcription by RNA polymerase II
Cellular component (GO): nucleus
Molecular function (GO): RNA polymerase II transcription regulatory region sequence-specific DNA binding; DNA-binding transcription factor activity, RNA polymerase II-specific
Source: RefSeq, a predicted model, not a curated record